This is a messenger RNA of Oldenlandia corymbosa var. corymbosa, 1435 nucleotides long. The record is from the annotation of a GenBank genome assembly. NCBI's taxonomy places the organism in Eukaryota, Viridiplantae, Streptophyta, Magnoliopsida, Gentianales, Rubiaceae.
AGGAAACCCAAAUUAAAAAGAACACAAGGGUUUUGUUUUUCUUUUUUUACGAUAAAUACUACCUCUCAAAUUGCUGUCACGCUCGAAAAACUUAGCCGCCUAAUCACAGAACCCUGGAAUUCUUUUACGUUCUGGCCCCCAAAAAAAGUCUACAAUGUCUAUGUCUGAUGAUGAAUGUUCUGUUGAUUAUGACCUUGAUGAUGAACAAGGAUAUUAUAAUUCAGAGGAAUAUCCAGAUUCCCCUGGUUCAGAUGAUCGCGAUUGCUCCAUAGAUAAUAAUAUGGAAUUCAGGUUCUUCAGCAGCGAGGAAAUUCGGGCUCAUGUACAUAGAGAUAUCUCGGAGAUUUCGAGCCUGCUCUCCGUUUCUAAUGAAUCAGCGGUAGUUCUCCUGAGUAAAUUUGGAUGGGAUGUUGGCCGGAUUCACGAGGAAUGGUUUUCCGACGAAGAGAAAACCCGACGGGCUUGUGGGCUCAGAGUGCCGGCGGAUUCUUCUGAGGGUGAAAAAAGGGAUGUGAAAGGUAAAUUCUUUUGCGGGAUUUGCUUGGAGAGUCAUAGGCAUGAUUCAGCGAAUAAUUCUGCAGUCAAAUCCACCUGUGGUCAUGUCUAUUGCGAAACGUGUUGGAGAACUUAUAUUAGCACCGCCAUCAACGACGGCGCCGGUUCUCUGCUCCUGAGAUGUCCGGAACCCUCUUGUAAGGCUUCAGUUGCCGACAUGAUUGGUUCAUUAGCAUCCGAUGAAAACAGGGCAAAGUACGAGAAUCACUUGUUGAGAUCAUAUGUUGAAGGUAAGAAAAAUUUCAGGUACUGCCCGGGUCCCGGAUGUGAAUUUGCUGUUGAAUGUUUAGACAGUGAAGAUAUCAGUGGAUGUCCCUGGAGAAACCACGAUGACUAUGGUUGCAACCGGUACGAGGUAGCGAAGAAGGAUGGUAGGUUUAGUGAAGAAGAGAAUAUCAGGGAGAUGGUGAAGAGAUCAUUGGAUAGAUAUACGCAUCAUUUCGAGAGAUGGAUCGGUAACCAUAUCUCGAGGAAGAGGGCGUUGGCGGAUAUCGAGGAAUUGUCCGCCAAGCAUCUUGAGAAAUUGAGAGACAUUCAUCACUUGACAAUGUCUCAGCUGCAGUUUAUCAAGGAUGCGUGGGUUCAGAUUGUGGAAUGCAGGAGGGUUUUAAAAUGGUCGUACGCGUACGGGUAUUAUAUGCCGGAGAAUGAGCCGGAGAAGAAGAAAUUCUUCGAGUAUUUACAAGGGCAAGCAGAGUUUAAUCUGGAGAGACUGCAUAGUUUGGUUGAGAAAGAGCUUUCAAGACACAGCAACAAAGAAGCUCCUCCUAUAGAAUUCACAAGUUAUAGUACAAAAGUGGUUGACCUAACGAAAGUUACACGGGGUUACUUUCAGAACUUGGGUACAGCACUGGCCAAUGGUCUUUCAGACGUGAACUAA